AUGGAGACGCCGCCGCCGCCGCCGCCGCCGCAUGACGCGCUGCAGCUCGGCGCCCUGGCGCGCCAAAACGCCCUCGCCUCGCGGAGCCUGUACGCCGGCGCGCGCGCGGAGCCGCCCAGCGGCCGACGACUGAAGCCCCCCGACGACGACGCCCUCGCGGCUCCCUCCGUCGAGCGCCGCUUCCAAGCCGAGUACGCCGCCGUCCAGAGCCUGCCCCCUUCCCUUGCUGCCAGGCAGCCGCCGCCGCCGCCGCCGAAACGGGCCAACGGGCGGGCGGUCGCCAAGGCCGCGGCCCGCCCAGCCCCGGCUGCCCAGGAGACGAAGAAGCUCCUCGAGGCCGGCAGCGUGUCCGCGGCGGCAGCAGAGCCAGCAGAGGCGGGAGCAGCAGCAGCAGCAGCAGCAGCAAAGCCCGGCGCCAACGGGCUCGGGCCGCAGAGCAGCAGCGGCACCGGCACCGGCAGCACGGCGCUGACGACCGCCAGAGACGGUGCCGCGGCGCUCCAGCUGGCCCGGCCGCAGUGGCACCCGCCGUGGAAGCUGAUGAGGGUCGUCUCGGGACACUUCGGGUGGGUGCGCGCGCUGGCCGUCGAGCCGGGCAACCGGUGGUUCGCCAGCGGCGCCGGCGACCGCACCAUCAAGAUCUGGGACCUGGCCGCGGGCUCGCUCCGCCUCACGCUGACGGGCCACAUCAGCACGGUGCGCGGGCUCGCCGUGUCGCCGCGCCACCCCUACCUGUUCUCCUGCGGCGAGGACAAGAUGGUCAAGUGCUGGGACCUCGAGACCAACAAGGUCAUCCGCCACUACCACGGCCACCUGAGCGGCGUCUACGCCCUCUCGCUGCACCCGACGCUCGACGUCCUCGUCACCGGCGGCCGCGACGGCGUCGCCCGCGUCUGGGACAUGCGCACCCGCAGCAACGUCCACGUCCUCGCCGGCCACACCGCCACCGUCUCCGACCUCAAGUGCCAGGAGGCCGACCCCCAGGUCAUCACCGCCUCGCUCGACUCCACCGUCCGCCUGUGGGAUCUCGCCGCCGGCAAGACCAUGGGCGUCCUCACUCACCACAAGAAGGGCGUGCGCGCCCUCGCCCUGCACCCCCGCGAGUUCACCUUUGCCAGCGGCAGCACCGGCUCCAUCAAGCAGUGGAAGUGCCCGGAGGGCGCCUUCAUGCACAACUUUGACGGGCAGAACGCAAUCAUCAACUCGCUGAGCGUGAACCAGAGCGACGUCCUCUUUUCAGGAGGUGACAACGGCUCAAUGAGCUUUUGGGACUGGAAGACGGGCCAUCGCUUCCAGUCGCUCGACACCACUGCCCAGCCGGGCUCUUUGGACGCAGAGGCCGGCAUCAUGAGCUCGACCUUUGAUCGCUCCGGCCUGCGUCUAAUCUGUGGCGAGGCUGACAAAACUAUCAAAAUAUGGAAACCCGAUGAAAAGGCCACGGCAGAAAGUCACCCAGUCCAGUGGAAGCCUACGUUGGGACGGCGCAAGUUUUGA
Messenger RNA from Ustilaginoidea virens, 1494 nucleotides. RefSeq lists its product as uncharacterized. The record is from RefSeq and is a predicted model, not a curated record. Gene Ontology annotation, molecular function: protein binding. The transcript is spliced from 3 exons. Lineage: Eukaryota; Fungi; Ascomycota; Sordariomycetes; Hypocreales; Clavicipitaceae. The coding region runs from base 1 to 1494 and encodes 497 amino acids. Gene Ontology annotation, biological process: mRNA splicing, via spliceosome. Gene Ontology annotation, cellular component: Prp19 complex; precatalytic spliceosome; catalytic step 2 spliceosome.